Molecule: messenger RNA, 1497 nt
Organism: Brettanomyces nanus
Lineage: Eukaryota; Fungi; Ascomycota; Pichiomycetes; Pichiales; Pichiaceae
Exons: 1
Coding region: 1-1497 (498 amino acids)
Biological process (GO): intracellular protein localization
Cellular component (GO): plasma membrane
Source: RefSeq, a predicted model, not a curated record
AUGUCGUCGAAUCAACCUUACGAGAACACUGGACUGGUAUCCUCAAAUUUUAAUGAACAAUCCGAUCUGAAAAAUUACUAUGAAGCUCUUAAACAGUUGGUGCCACAAGAAUCUAACGGAACCAAGGUGGUGGUACCAAUUUUCCCGUCUGACAAAGAGAAUGACUCUGACGUGUCGUCGUCUCUAAUGCAUAAAUCGUUGGACAGAUGGCCCACCUUAUUUGAGAUCUUGAAUAAAAAGACUCUAGCCACCGUGGAUCUUUGGUCUUUUUAUAUUUACAUGAGAGAUACACAGAAAUCCAUAGAUUACUUGGAUUUCUGGAUAGAUACGGUUCAGCAUAUUAAUCUCUGUAAGGUCUAUGUGAGAGGUCUCAGAGAGUCUUUGAUAGUCAAUGAGAGAUUGAAAGAAGCAGAUAAGCAAGAAAGCGAUGAACUGAGACGCGCUUCCAGUUCCAGACAUGGAAGUUUGAGCUCUCAAAAGAGAUAUUCAGCAGGUACUUCCAGUAGUAGAGAUUCGCGUUCUUCUUCGAUGUUGUUGGAUUUGUUGAUGAAAAACGACUUGCUAGAAGGUCAUGAUGCACACAGGUUGUCUUCUUUCCUUAGAGGAGAGGCGGCUGUGAGGUCUAGUGAUCCUGUAGUUAAUGCCAAGAUUGAAGAAUUGAAGCGCAGAUCGCAAGCCGACCAGCGGGCAUUACUUCAAUAUCAGGCACAACUUCCUCUUCGUGAGCAAAAACUUGAAGAUGAUGAUGACGAUGAUGAUGAGUUUAAUGAAGGAGACACGACUUUUGGUGAAAAGCCUUACGAGCAUACGUCAAGAAUUGACUCGGAAAUGGUGGAAGCGUUCAUCCAAGAGGAUAUUGGUGGAAAUAAUAAAACUUUCAAGGAUCUACAUUACGUAACCCGAGUUACGCUUAGGCAAUCUUCAAGGAACAUUUUGAACACUUACUUCUUGAAUGGUUCUGAUAGAAGGAUUCUUAUUCCUGAUGAAAUGAGGCAAAGAGUAAUAUAUGCCAUUGAAACGGUGGGUCGUGACGAUCCGGAAGUAUUCGAUGAGUGCAGAGAGUACGUUUUUAAGGCAAUGGAACAUGAGGCAUAUCCAAACUUUCUUCGAGAUUCUGCGAUGUGCAAUGUCACAUCGAGAUCUGCAGUGAUACGGAUGUUUUUGGCCAUUUUCUGUGCAUUUGCUGCCUUCUGGACUGGUUACACCUUAAUAUUUUUGAACUAUAAACCGAAAAGCACUCGUGCUGUUGUGACCAUUCCAUUCUUCCUUGCUUCCUACUUCCUUUUCAGUUCUUUCUAUCGCGUGGAUCCUAUAUUAUGUUUUUUGGGACUUGCGGAGAGCCGUGCCUCUCAUGGUGGUUUCAUCAAGAUAAGGGAGCCAUUUGUGAGGAAGUUGCUUUUAAAGAGAUCGCUAUUUGUGUUGCUAAUGAUUUGUUUAGUGGCGGCCGCAUUUAGCGUGUUGUUUGCAUUGGUGCCAGGAAAUCGUUUACAUCACUAG